AUAUCGCAUAGUCUGCGUGGCUGCACGAAGAGCUCCGUGAAGAAAGAGAUGAGCACGACGGUGCCUCUACAUGCUUCUUCCUUUUCUUCCGGAACAACCGGAGCUGGAGGCGGAGUUCAACAAGCUCUUCAACUGCAACAUUGUGCCUAUCACGUUGGAGCAUCGGUUGGCAGUAGUGGUUCAGCACUUAACAACAAUUCAAUUAAUGUUCCUAAUAAUAAUACAAUGGGAAUGUCUUCAGCAGGAAGCUCUAAUGGGAGCAACUUAGUCAAUGGCCAGCAAAGGUCAACUCGUGGAGCUUCAAAGCAACGCAGAGAUCAGAUCAAUGUGGAGAUUCAGAAGCUUCGAGAUCUUCUUCCUCUAUCAGAUCUUAUCAAGGAUCGACUUUUCCAGUUACAAGUGAUGUCCCUUGGGUGUAUUUUCAUACGGAAACAUAGAUAUCAACAAACAGUUCUACAACCCCAGCUGCAAAUGUUACAAAUGCAGAUGUCAUCUCCAAUGCCACGUGGCAUCGAUAUCUGCAAAGCUCUUCGAGGAUUCAUGUUAAUGGUCACGAGAAGUGGAAAAAUACUUCAUGUUUCCGAUAAUGCAAGCGAGUACCUGGGACAUUCAGUUGAAGAGAUUAUGUGUCAGGGAGAUUCAAUUUAUGAUUUGGUGGAUGGGAGAGAUCAUGGUGCUGUACAGGCAGAACUUGCAAGUGGACCUCCAGGAGCUGCAACUUUUCCGGAGGAAAGAGUAUUCAUAUGUCGAUUGAAUUUGGCAAGAACUGCAAAACGACAGUUACAGUAUCAUAAAUUCGUCCUAUUCCAAGGUCGAUAUAUUCAACCUGCCGAAUUUUAUCAACAAUUGAAUGCUCAAAACUCUCAACCUGAUUGUGAUCAGCCAGUUUUCUCGGCUUAUUGUCAACCUCUUAUAAAUCCAGAAAAUGCUGAAGGAAUGUCCACUGGAAAUACACAUGUGUUUAGUACUCAACAUUAUUUGGAUAUGAAAUUUAAGGAAGCCGAUACAAUGGCCUCUCAACAUUUGGGAUUCAGUAAAGAGCAAUUGAAAGGAAUGUCUUGGUACGGAAUGAUUCAUCCUAAUCAUGUACCCGAAAUUGCUCAUAAACAUCGAUUAUUAUGUCAAGAGAAAGAAGGGUCAGUUCUUGCAUUAAUUCGAUUACAAGCUGCAAAUGGAGAAUGGAUAUGGUUGCAUACAGUAUUCUCAAUUCGACCAAAUAAUGAGUUGAAUAGUGAUGGAAAAAGACUUCGUCAUGUUAUACACUGCUUCCAUCAGAAACUUACUGAUCUGGAAGCUGCGACUCUUCAAGCGAAUUCCUGGAUCUACAGCAUGCGACACACUUACCCAACAGUUUUUUCAUGUCAAGAUUCUCCACCACCAUCCGAAGAACAACAACCAUCAAGUCCGCAAACUCCACCAUUCACUGAGCAGCCGCCAAUGCUCGUUGAGCAGAAGCCUCUUAUUGGAGCAGGAAUCGCACCAGGUUUUCCGUCAUUGGAUUACAAUCAGAUAAAAGUGGAAAUUCCAAUGCGUCCAAUCAAUACUCAAAUUCCAUUAUUUACCCCCGAGUCAUCAUCACCGGAGAGUUCUGCAUCCCUUCAUACAUCUUUACUUCCUCAUCAUAAUGCAUUCCCAUUAGACAUUCUUGAAGACAUUUUACCUUCAAAUGACGUGCUCCCAGAGCUUAAAGAUGAAGUGGACGAAAUUCUUCGGCAAGUUGAGCAAUCUCCAGCAACAUCCCCAGCUCAUUCAUUUCCUUCAAAUGUUAAUUUUGGUCAUCGUCAUUCUAUGCCAAAUGCAUUUGAUUCCGCCGAAUUGUACAAAUAUCUAGGACCAGCACUAUUUGAUGGAAAUUUUGCAAUGCAACAUCAACACCACCUCCAACAACAGCAUCAAUCCCAACCGAAUCAUCCUCUUCAAAUGACUCCAAUUCCUCCCAUGUCAUGUCCUCCAUCAAAUUACGGACAAUCAAACUUUCUAUUCCAUCAUCAACAUCUCAAUCAACACCUACAUCAUUCCCAACCUCCGCAUCCUUACCAUUUUGAUUAUUACAACCGAAAACGAAGUUGGGCUGUAUAAAAUAAUUGAAAAUUAGUACUCUAGUAUCUCAUUUCAUUCCAUUACUCAAAUUUAUCUCUUAUAUUUAUUUCCAUUAUAGACUUUUCAAUUGAUGUCUUUCAUUUUCAUUCAUUAUCAGUAUUUAUCCGGGUAGAUUUACAAGAGCUUUCACAUAUUGACUAUAUCAUUCUUUCAAUUUUAUAAUUCUCCUCUUUGUAAGUUUUAAUAAAUAUUUUAUUGUU
Messenger RNA from Caenorhabditis elegans, 2300 nucleotides. It is a transcript of the gene cky-1, whose product is annotated as PAS domain-containing protein cky-1. Bases 49 to 2079 code for a protein of 676 amino acids. Gene Ontology annotation, cellular component: nucleus. Lineage: Eukaryota; Metazoa; Nematoda; Chromadorea; Rhabditida; Rhabditidae. The record is from RefSeq and is marked reviewed. Gene Ontology annotation, molecular function: protein dimerization activity. The transcript is spliced from 7 exons.